Messenger RNA from Thelazia callipaeda (thelaziosis nematode), 1494 nucleotides. NCBI's taxonomy places the organism in Eukaryota, Metazoa, Nematoda, Chromadorea, Rhabditida, Thelaziidae. The record is from the annotation of a GenBank genome assembly.
AUGGGUUAUAAAGAAUCAGCGAUGGAUGCUGCAAAUAUAUGUGAUAUUGAUAUUACUGGAACAAUUAAAAAAAUGGAUUCGAGAUUUCCAACUGGAAGGCUUUUAAUCACAGGAAUUUUUGUAGUUCUUGGUGGUGGAUUCAAUUUUGGCUUUCAAGUCUCAGUAAUUAAUCCGAUGGGUGAAUCAUUACAAAGAUUUCUCUUACAAUCUUUGCAAAGUCGUUAUGGUAUUAAUUUUUCUGAGUUAUCAAUUCGAGUAUUUUGGUCAUCCGUUGCUGCUAUAAUAUUUAUUGGAGCAGUAAUUGGAGCAUCACUGAUAACAUCAAUUAUAAAGUAUUUUGGUUCACGAUUCUUGUUCAUACUUAUUGGAACUUUAAUGAUUAUUUCGGUCUUUUUAUCACCGUUAUCAAAGCAUACAAAUAUCGCAGAACUUUUUAUUUUGUCACGAUUUUUUGUUGGUAUUUGUAUUGGCAUGGGCACUACAGUACAAGGUGUAUUCUUAACAGAAAUAAGCCCAGUCUCUUGUCGUGGUUUUAUGGGAACAUUAAUUGGUUUAUCCACAAAUAUCGGUGCUAUACUUGCAUCAGCGAUUGGUUUGCCUCAAAUAUUUGGCACUGAUAACUUAUGGCCUUAUGCUUACUAUGUAGAAUUGAUUGCUUGUAUUAUGCAUGUUUUGUAUUCAACUUUUUUUCUUCAAGAAAAUCCAAAAUAUUUUUUACGAAGAGAAAAUGAACAAUCAGCAAACAAAGAGACUAACUUUCAUGGUGAUGAGAAAGACGUAGAUGAAACGUUGAAAGAACACGCUGAAACUGACGUUGAAGAGAAGAAAUUUAGUUGGAUAACAUUCUUGACUGAUAGGACAAGCCGGAAAACGCUUACCAUUUCGAUUUUAUUGAACUGUACCGUAAGUUUUAGUGGUAUAAUGGCAAUGGUAUUUUUUGGUACAUCUCUUCUUGGCACUGCAGGUUUUACACCAAAUAGAGCUGCAAUCGCGAAUUUCUUAGCAGGUUUUUCUGGUACCAUUGGUAUUCUCAUCCAAGCUGUUACUAUUGACAAAAUGGGACGGCGUAUUUUGCUGCUUGGAAGUUUGCUUAGCUUAAUAACGAUAAAUGCUGGGAUGAUGACUUUAGUAUGGAUUUUUGAACAUAAUAGUAAUUUUUGGAUUGGAUAUUGCUUUUUAAUUCUCUUUGUGCUUUUCCUGUUUUUCUUCAGUAUUGGCAUAGGGCCGUUGGCUUGGUUCAUUGGAGCUGAACUAGCUCAACCUCAAGAUCGAGCUCGAGUACAGUCGUUAUCUACUUCAGCUCAGUAUAUUACUUGUUUCCUUUGUCCCAUUCUGUAUUUACCUUGCCAAAAACUAAUCGGACCUUUUAGUUUCCUUAUUUUUAUUUGUCCUUUAGUCUUCGCUACUUACUACGUUUACUUUAACAUGCCUGAAACUCGAAAUUGCACUUCAGAAGAGAUCUAUCGUUUGUUGCAACUUGGCAAGUUUCGCUGA